UAAGUUUUUACUUUUUCUUGAAAAAAUACAUAUGUACAUAUGUAUGUUAAUAUAUUUCAUAAAAUGGCAAAGAAGCCGACACCUGAAGAUAUUUUUUACGAUCAUCUAACAUUAGGCUUAAUGGGGACACUUGCCAAGCUUCCGCGAGUAUGUAACGUUAACUGUGAACAUCGUAAACCGUGUGAAAAGACUCAGAUUGUUAAUUGGGAACAAAGGAAUACUAUAUAUUUGCCCGAAGAUAUGAAAAAGUUUUAUUUGUCCACGGAUGGAUUUCUCUUACAGUGGAGCUAUCAGUAUGCAUCAAAGGAUUUGCGCCGUGUAGGCUUUAUCCAUAUUCCACAUCUUCACCAAAUUACUUUGUUACGUGACAACAUUGAACCAUUAAUCAAUUCGAGUGCAAAUUCUCCAUCACAAAGGACCCUUGCAGGGAACGAAGCGAGAGUUGCUGACGAUGUUGGAACAGAUACAAGUGGGGAUGUGGGGGCAAGUGUCAGCGUUCCUAUAUUGUUAACGAGGAAAGAUCGAUGGGGUAAUCCACUACCAAAUAUAUCAACAAAGACAAAAAUAUUUGAAAUUCAUAAUGUCAAUGAUGUUGCCAAAGUGUGUAUGCUCUAUGAGGCAAAUUGUUCGACCAAUCCAAAAUUCUACCUUUUCGAGUUAAAUGCCAUGAAAUUGAUAUUUCUAUCCGAUACAUUUAGCGAAUACUUACGGAUGGCCAUUGCACAUUUAGGACUACCCUAUUGGGAACUUUGCUUCUCCAAUAUAGGCUUACCGCCGUGGACAGAGCAAUUGUUUAUGUUGCUGGCACCACAUUUGCUGGAGGACUAUGAACCGCGACGUGGUCGCCAAAUCCACCCAUCCCCUGAACACCCAUAUAAUAUAAUCGAUACCUCUGUUUUUCGCAUAAAACCAAAAGGUUCUAUGAUAAACGCUUCUUCAAGGAAAAAUUUAUCUUGAUUUCUUACGAAGAAAGCAUACAUACAUAUAUUUGAGGAAAUAAAUAUUUUUUAGCACUUCUUCUAAUAAUUACAGCAAUUUCUUGUCUAAAUUUAAA
Messenger RNA from Bactrocera latifrons, 1054 nucleotides. Its product is annotated as tubulin polyglutamylase complex subunit 2. The record is from RefSeq and is a predicted model, not a curated record. Gene Ontology annotation, biological process: protein polyglutamylation. The coding region runs from base 40 to 957 and encodes 305 amino acids. The transcript is spliced from 4 exons. Lineage: Eukaryota; Metazoa; Arthropoda; Insecta; Diptera; Tephritidae.